GUGCAGAUCCAGCCUUGCCAGCUGGUGCGACAGCGCCGCUCAGCCUCUCCGGCGGCUGUCUGUUACCUUCUCUGCGAUUCAGGUGCGGAGCGAGCCCGUCCAGCCCGGGAGGAUGCAGCGCCCGCUGUGGUCUGGGGUCCCCGGGGCGUUCCGGCUGCUCCUCUGCUUCCUGCUGCUGAACAGCCGCCCAGGGGGCUGCAGCGACAUUAGUGGCCACGAUGGUCAGGGCCAAGUGGGAAUGGGGCAGAUCUGGCCUCUGCAAGGAUUUACCAUGCCAGUGUUCCAGCACUUGCAAGUUAUACUCCAGCAGAUUGUGCCACAAGGUUCCACAUGUUUGUUCUGGAAGGAUGACAUGCCCCAAGAUGUGAUGGCCCUGAAGAUGGAGCACAUCAGCAGACUCCAUCCCCAAGAUCCAUGUCUGAGGGAUGGGCAGGGUGCCUUUCCCACCAAACCCACCAGGGUGAGCGGCAAGCAAGAGGGGAAACUUCAGCUCCUAUUUCCCAAGAGCCCAGUGGUCAGGGUGAACAGGGAUCAGUGCUCUACCUCCAGAGUGGAUUUGAAGGCCCUGAAGCAAGUGGUGGUCAACCCUGUCAAGGAGCCAAUCACCCUCAUCCAGGAGAGGCUGAGGUGGCUUGGACUGGGAUGAUGGCUGUGGAGCUAGCAUCCCCAGCUGCUGUGCACCCCAUCCAGAGGCAGCCUACACUUCAAGGAGCUUCCAGCGCCUCAUGAGCUUCCCGGAAACCAGUUUUCACUCCCGCAAGGAGCCAGCUGGGCUUCCUGAGCCUGGAUUGGUUGCUGGGUCAACGCACUCAGAGCUAAGUGACAGACCCACCUGUGAGAGACUGGUUGCCAUGGUGUUCUGGGGAAUGCAAACAAGGUGCAGCCAUUCUUUCCAGCCCUGAACCCAAGGGAAAAUUACCAGAAAGAGGGUGAAAUAUAUGUGGGAGCUAAGGGGACAGGCAGUCAAUGGAUGGGCUGAGUCAUUGUGGGCUUACUCAAAUCAGGCUGUUAUUGAAGCAGCUGGGGAAGGACAGUAGGUGAGGGAGGGGCGACCUCCCCACAUACUGACUCCAAUCUUUUUUUCUUCUUGUUUUAGGGCUUCUCUGAAUCGUGCCCCACUGUGGGCCACAACCUUGUUGCUGAUUGAACCCACAUGUGAAGCCUCUCUACCCUGAUGCUCUCCUCAUUGUCCCCAGAGGGGCAGUUCUAGGAUGCCCUGAUUAAAGUGGACUGUCAUGCAGACGCUUUCUGUGACUUGUCUUGAGGCAGGAUGGGUGGGGUUUGGAUCUGGACCUUGCCAGAGCCUCCAAAGUGAGAGAGGUGGGACCAGAACAGUCAGUGGGGGUGAGGAGAGUAGAGUUAGAGUCCUCAAUACAGUCGGAAGGUUGGUUUCUGCCUUGUUUUCCUUCCAGUGACCAUUCCUGAAGUGUGGAAAAUGUGGUGGGACCACAGCUGGAAUGACAGCCUUCCCCACCUGCACCCAGCUGUGUCAUGUGGCCCAGUUGCCCACCCUUCCAUAGCAACAGACCUGACCCCUCCUGUUUUAUGAGGGUCUCUACCUCCAGCAUUACAGCCCCUGCUAGGACUCUCCCACUCAUCCUGCUCAUCCCCAGAAUCAACAGAGAAGUGUCAUGAUCAAAGUAUACACACAUUAAAUAUUUUGAAGGUUCUUGCCAGUUUGCUCCUGAUAGCUUAAAAUAUUAAAAGUGAAUGGGUAAUUUGACCACCAAUGCACAGCCUGACUAGACACUGGAAUAUCCUAUCUGCAGAGUUUUAUUCCUCUCAAAGUACUCUCACACUCACUGGGAAAUCACAGGUGCAAGCAAAUGGGCAGGUAUCAGGAUCUGGUUUGUAUACUUUACUGGAUAUAAGUUAUAUUUCAUUAAUUAAAACUAUGAAACUCUCAAAAUUAAAAUGUAAAAGGUGAAUAAGAGAAAAGAUGUUCUUGAAAAGAAGUUGAGAUGAUUUGCUCUACCUGGUAUUAAGACUUAUUAGUAUGAAGUAUAGUAAUUCAGAAAGUGUGGUAUUGAUGCAAAGACAGUCAGGUAGAUCUAUGGAACACAGAGCUCAGAAAUAGGCCCACAACAAUGUGGACACUUCAUUUAUAAUAAAGGACGUUAGAAGAGCACAGCUCCUCAGAGAGGAGAGGGUAAUCUUUCAAAACAGUUCAGGAAAAACUGGGUAUCCUUGUAGAAGAAAAAUAUACCUUUAUCCAUAACUUAAACACACAAAUAGAAUCCAGGUGGAUCAUAGGCCAAUAAGAAGAAUUAGAUGAUGAUGAAACUUAUUCCUUAGCUUAAAGCCAUUUGGUGAUGCUGAAAUGCUAUUCUACAAGAUUUUGCAGAUGAAGGAUUUACAAGAUAGUAUAAAAAUAACUUCAUAUCCUAAAGGUUGGAAAAGAUUUCUUACAAAGGUAACAAAAAUCCUAAAAAUAAAGGAAAUGAUAGUAUAUUUGAUACAUUAAAUUGAAAAUAUCUAUCAACUCUAACAGCUGAUGACAGUUUGGGGACGUACAGUUGUCUCUGCCAUGUGAAUGCAAACUUCUUCCAGCUGUCUUUCCUUAUAAGAAUGAGAAAAAAAGGAAGUUUCUAAGUCAGUGUUGUCCAGUAAACAUACAAUUUAUAUAUGUAACUUAAAAUUUUCUAGUAUUCACAUUUUUUUAAGUUUAAAAAAAAGCAGGGCAGGAAUGGAUGGACAUAAAUUUUGUGUCUAUGCUAAUUUAAAGUGAAUAAAGACAAAUAACC
Manis javanica (Malayan pangolin) is the source of this 2744-nucleotide messenger RNA. The record is from RefSeq and is a predicted model, not a curated record. Lineage: Eukaryota; Metazoa; Chordata; Mammalia; Pholidota; Manidae.